Impatiens glandulifera is the source of this 611-nucleotide messenger RNA. RefSeq lists its product as uncharacterized. The record is from RefSeq and is a predicted model, not a curated record. NCBI's taxonomy places the organism in Eukaryota, Viridiplantae, Streptophyta, Magnoliopsida, Ericales, Balsaminaceae. Bases 49 to 570 code for a protein of 173 amino acids. The transcript has a single exon.
CACAAUAUAUAUAAAGAGAGAGAAGGGCAUUAACUCAAUACAACAACCAUGAGAUCCGUCCGGUCCAUUUCAUUCAUCACCGCCGUCGCCGUCUUCGUCCUCACCGUCGGCUCAUCGACGGUGACGGAGGAUAACGCGCUCAGCGCCUACGAUGUCCUGAAGCAGUACAAUUUCCCAGUAGGAAUUUUACCAAAAGGAGUAAUAGGAUACGAGAUCAAUCGUAACAGCGGAAAGUUCAAGGUUUAUCUUAAGGAGACUUGUAGUUUCAGCAUCGAAGGAUAUGAUCUGAAAUAUAAAUCAACUAUCACAGGGACUAUAAUCCAAGGACGGAUCUACGAUUUGAAAGGGAUCAGCGUUAACGUGGUGAUAUUUUGGUGGAACAUUCAGGAGGUUCGUCGCGACGGGGAUAAGCUACAGCUGUCAGUCGGGAUCGCAUCGGCUAGCUUCUCCGUCGAUGAAUUCAAUGAAAGUCCGCAGUGUGGAUGUGGAUUUGAUUGCUUGAACGGCGGAGAAAGGAAGAAGACGACGGCGAAGAAAUUGAAUCGAUUGAUUUCUUUGUUUCUGGAUUGACUGUAGUAAAAAAAACUCAAGAAAGGUCUGUAAUUUCAGUA